This is a messenger RNA of Theileria annulata, 4338 nucleotides long. Its product is annotated as myosin, putative. Gene Ontology annotation, molecular function: ATP binding; microfilament motor activity; actin filament binding. Bases 1 to 4338 code for a protein of 1445 amino acids. The transcript is spliced from 14 exons. Gene Ontology annotation, biological process: actin filament organization; vesicle transport along actin filament. The record is from RefSeq and is a predicted model, not a curated record. Gene Ontology annotation, cellular component: vesicle; cytoplasm; myosin complex. NCBI's taxonomy places the organism in Eukaryota, Apicomplexa, Aconoidasida, Piroplasmida, Theileriidae.
AUGAACGUUGUUUAUUUCUAUGGGGAAUUUAAUGAUAUUAUAUGUAACACAUAUAAUAAAUAUAUUUUAAAUUUUAAUAAAAUAUUUUAUUAUUUUUGUAGUGUAAGAAGUUGUAUGUCUUUAAAAUUAACCUCUGGAACACAUAUCUUCGUUCCCUGCAAAGAAGAAGUAAUUUUUACACUAACUCUGAUAAAAUAUGAUUAUAUUGGAGAUAAGGAACCACAUGUAUUUAGUACAGCUAGUGACGCAUAUUACGGAAUGCUUGACGGGUUUUGCCAGAGUAUCCUAAUCUCAGGUGAGUCAGGAGCAGGGAAAACUGAAUCAACCAAAUACGUACUCAAGUACCUCUGCUCGAACCUUAUACGCAAUAAGGUGAAUGUAGACCAGUACUAUCUUAGUACGCCACAAUCAAAUCUAGACUCUGACGAAUCAGUCCCAAAUACAGCCCGCAAUAAUAAAGCAAAAAAUAACAAAUUACAAAAUAAUAAACCUACAGAAAAUGUUGAGAUGAAGGUGUUGGAAAGCAACCCAUUGCUUGAAAGUUUUGGUAACGCAGCAACACUGAGGAACCAUAACUCGAGUCGUUAUGGUAAGUACAUAGAACUUCAGUACCUGGAAGAAUCGUCAGAAAGACUUAAGCUAAUAGGAGCAACAAUCCAAACAUAUUUACUAGAAAAAGUUAGAAUUGCACAACAACAAGCUGGAGAACGAAAUUAUCAUAUUUUUCAUCAAUUAACAGCUGCAUUCCGUAAAUACGGGAGUAAAUACACAAUUAACUUUAUGGAUAAUACAGUAAAUAGUAAAGAAGAGAAUUCUAACUUAGAAAAUGAUUCAGUUUGGGAUCUAGAUUUGAGUAACUUUGAAGGAGAAUUCAGAAUAGUGCCAAAUUGUAAACCAAUAGGAAAUUUAGAUGAAGAUUAUGAUUUGGAGUUUUUUAAAGAGAAUCUUAGAGCCAUGAAGACAUUGGGGUUGGAUCUAGAACAAGUGAAUGUAAUAUUCUCAAUUAUAGCCACAAUACUACAUUUGACUAAUAUUGAGUUUGUUCUGAACGUACACUGUUCAGAAGGCGCAGUGGUCUCAAAUCAGCAAGAGAAUAGCAUUUCUAAGAUUUCUCAACUUUUACAGGUUGACGAAAGUGACCUUUUGAACGUGCUUUUGACCCGAAGCAUUAAGACCGUUAAUGAGUUUUACACAAAGCCAAAGCGUGUGGAUGAGGCGAUAGAUACGAGAGACGCAAUUGCAAAGAACAUGUACAGCAUUUUGUUUGAUUUCGUAGUAGCGGUGGCAAACUCUGCAGUGGAUUCGAAACAGUCAGAGGUAGAUGUAUCCACAGGGAUUCUUGAUAUUUUCGGUUUCGAGUGUUUUCAGCUCAAUUCCUUUGAGCAGCUGUGUAUAAACUUUACCAACGAAACUCUACAGAAUUUCUUUAAUACAUGCGUCUUCAAGUAUGAGCAACAACUUUAUACAGAUGAAGGAAUCACUUGGAAUCCACUGGAUUUUCCAGAUAAUCAGGACUGCAUUGACCUGUUUAAAUUGAAAAUACAUAGGUUUGAUAAGGUUAGAACUGACCAGAGUAGUUUUAUUGUGAACCACUUUGCGGGAGGCGUUAAGUAUAAAAUUGACGGCUUCCUAGAGAAGAACAAGGACAGACUCUCAGACGACUCCAUUCACUUUAUCACUAACGUUAAAAACGAUAAAAUCAAACUCAUCUUCGAGUCACUCAUUACAUCCAACCAGGUACCGAUACAUAUUUAUAAUUCAGUUACUAACUCAAUCCUAUUACAUAAUCCUAAUUUGACACAGUUGAUGAAAAAGAGGAAGACUAUAUCAACCCAGUUCACAACCCAGUUGGAUCAGCUGAUGAAUAAAAUAGGCAAAACUGAGCCUCAUUUCAUACGUUGCAUAAAGCCGAAUCAGUUAAACUUGCCAAAUAUCUUCCAAAAAAACACAGUCAACGAACAACUCAAGUAUAAUACAAACUCGCUAGUUAUAUUAAUUAGUUGUUUAAAUAACAUAUAUGAAAUCCUGUUUAACUCGUUGCAAGAGUUGAGAAAUAGAAGUGCAACGGUGAUUCAGAAGACAGUGAGAGGAUAUAAGCAACGUAAAGCGUAUCUGGAGUGUCUACACAAGAUAAGAACUCUGCAGAUAUACUUGAAGUAUAAAGUGAGGAAGAUCCGGGAACACAGAAGAAGGCGUCUAUUGGCCGCAAUAACUAUCCAGUCUACAUUCAGAAUGUUCAUGGCACGAGCUGAGUACAGGGCUGAGUUGGCCAAGUGGGUUCGCCUGCAGAGUCUUUUCCGAAAUAUUAUCCUGAGAAUCGAAGUCAGGGAUAAAUACGUCAACAAUUCGGCGACUGUGAUCCAGAGCUACUUUAAAGCGUACUUGCAGAGAAGGUACUACAAGCAGCUGAAGUCAAGCGCAAUCAAGUUGCAACUUAAGUGGAGAUCAAUACUGGCAAGAAAUGAGCUUAAAAAGCUACAUCAGGAAUCUAAAUCACUAGGAACUAUGAUUGAGAGGAAUCAAAUAUUGCAAGAAGAGUUGAAGGAAGAUAGGAUGAAGAUGAUGGAUUAUGAGUCGAAGGUGUAUCAGUUGCAGGCAAAGAUCACAAGCCUAAAAGGACAACUCGAGAGAGAACGUAAUGAGAAGGGGUUGGUGAUCCAGGAAAAGGAGAAACUAGUGUCUAAUAAUAAGGACCUGGUGGACAAGAUUACGCACCUGGAGAACACAAACUCGAAGAUACUAAACGACCUCAAGAUGAUUAAGCAGUUUAUAUCGAAAGAAAUUUCAAUUCCACAACGUACUACAAAUAAUGUGAGAGAAGCAUCUCCGAUGUCGAGAAUUGAUUCAUACCAACAGCUGGCCAACACUUUAAAUUUAUACACACUUUAUGGUAUUUUAGGUGAUGAUAUUGGAGUGAGUGUACUGGAAAUUCCAGGAGAAUACAUAGACGAUGAUAGGACGCGUGGUGUUCUUAAGAACAGUUAUUUGAUUGCUGUCUGCUUUGAUCCGAGUUCUGACAGAUCCAUUAUCGAGUGCAUAACAAUGGUCAAGAUCAUUAUGUCUUACGUCCAGCUCAAGUACACAUCAAUAGUCAUAGUGCAAAACAAUUUAUUAUUGCUUGAAGAAUCCAAAUUUCAAACUGAUUUAUCACUAAUACAUAAAUUUGCAUUUGAGAAUGAUAUUUUAUUUGUCAAGGUUGAUAAUUUAUUAAACUUUAUAAAGAAAACCAUGCCCUUUAUCGAGUCUAAAAAGAGUCUCAGAACCAUCCUUAACAUCAAGAAAUCAUCACCCAAAAAUGUGGUGAGAGGAAAGAGUAUAACCAAGAGUCCCAUAGCAUUUUUCUAUGAGCGAUUCCGUAACUUUUUGACUGGAAUCAGUUCCUCUGGAACUCAAACCAGGCUACUUCAGGCCACAGUGGCUGAGCGUGAGAGUGUGAAGCUGCCUCCUCUGGGUCUGAAGAGAGUAGCAACAGUGUCAACCUACGAGAGCGCAGUCACUUCAGUGGCUGUAAGAUCAGAAGAACCGACAGAUCAGUACGUGGUAGUGGCGGUGGGAAGACGUAAUGGAUCAAUUAAUAUAUUUCACGUUCAUCGUACUACUGUUGAACAUAAACUUCUCAACUCCAGUGCAAAGGAUGAUGAAGAAUUGUGCAAUUUAUUGAAUGGUGAUGUGAUUUAUGACGAAAACACUAAGGUGGUUGAUUAUUUGACUCUUAAAAUGCACUCCAAGGCUGUUACUUGUCUCACUUUCUCAAAGCUUAACGUUGAUGAGCUUCUUUCACUUUCUGUAGACUGCACUAUCAGGGCCUGGAACGUCUUGACUGGAGAGCUGAUCAAGGUUUUCAACGACUCGUAUCCUGGACUCAGUAUUCAGUUCCACCCACUUCAGCCUAACUAUUUUCUAUCUUGCAAUUCCAAUCCAACUCUAAGGAUCGUAGACUACAAUGAAGGAACGGUGAUUCAAAAGACUAAGAUAAAGAGUGAAAUAAGAUGUUUGAUAUUUGAUGACACGAGGUUGAAUGUCUUGGCUGGUACUGAACGCGGAUCAAUUUCAGUCUACGAAUCUCAUUCCAACAUAUAUAAUGUGAAUAAUAAUCAUGUGGCAUUGCCUUUGAGAUCAUGUUAUACAAAGUAUGGCGGUGGAUGGUGCGUGAGUGGUUCUGAGGACAGGAACAUCUUAAUAUUUUCUAUGUCAGACGAGAACAUUCCCUUCUCAAUUCCCUUCCACAACGGCCCAGUUGUCUGCACUGCCGUCAACCAGAGCGACACUGUCCUCGUCACUACCGACUCCAAAGGAGUGGUAGCUUUUUGGCGGAGGACUUUUCACGUUAAAUCCUAA